Megalobrama amblycephala (Wuchang bream) is the source of this 5683-nucleotide messenger RNA. It is a transcript of the gene srgap1b, whose product is annotated as SLIT-ROBO Rho GTPase activating protein 1b. Bases 605 to 3832 code for a protein of 1075 amino acids. Gene Ontology annotation, biological process: negative regulation of cell migration; signal transduction. NCBI's taxonomy places the organism in Eukaryota, Metazoa, Chordata, Actinopteri, Cypriniformes, Xenocyprididae. The record is from RefSeq and is a predicted model, not a curated record. Gene Ontology annotation, molecular function: protein binding; GTPase activator activity. The transcript has 22 exons. Gene Ontology annotation, cellular component: cytoplasm.
AGGUCCAGUGUACUGAAGGUCUUGGACUGGAAACAACUGGAAUAGAGCUUUCCUAAAAAUAGAGUGACUGUCAAUUUUAUAUGUAUUGCACACAUACUUGCACUCACGCCCCAACCCGCCCACCAAUUGGCAGUAGCGUGGAGAGCGCGCGCAUGAGAAACACGCACACCUACAAAAAAUUUUUUGCAUACACAAUCAGAUACUCUCACACCUCAGAGUGAGUUUAGAUGAGUUACAGUGUCUGUCACCUACAGACGCGCGUGUGUUUCUUGUUAAUCGCGUGCGCACUCAACCUGUGCGUAAUAUUGAUGCGGCCACUUGCAUCUCCAAUCCUUCUUGCGCGUCUGGCGAUGCGGCUGUAACGACGCGCCCCUGUGGUUCACGUGCCACUUUUCAGGGGUCUUUUGUCUGUGCAGGUUUAAUAAUCAUUGAUGUGCAUGGUUGAAUGUCAUCGCUUUGCUUUACGGACUACAGUUUCCUGCUGCUGGAUCACUCACUGAACCUGUGGUUAGAUAUGACGCAUCGGGCACAGUAGGGACGCGUCUCGGAGCAGCAGAAAGGUUUCAGACAGAAGGGACCAGCGGAUCUGGACUAAACAGGCGUCAUGUCUAACACGACGAAAAGCAAAAAGGAAAAGGAAAUCAUUACGGAGUAUGAGAGCCAAGUGAAAGAGAUACGGUCUCAGUUAGUGGAGCAGCAGAAAUGUCUGGAGCAGCAGACGGAUAUGCGGGUUCAGCUCCUCCAGGACCUGCAGGAUUUCUUCAGGAAGAAAGCCGAGAUCGAGAGCGAAUAUUCACGCAACUUGGAGAAGCUCGCCGAACGCUUCAUGGCCAAAACCCGCAGCACCAAGGACCACCAACAAUACAAGAAGGACCAGAACCUCCUUUCUCCCGUGAACUGCUGGUAUCUGCUGCUGAACCAGGUGAGGAGGGAGAGUAAGGACCACGCCACACUCAGCGACCUUUACCUCAACAACGUCAUCACGCGCUUCACGCAUGUCAGCGAGGACAACAUGCGCCUGCUCAAGAAGAGCAAAGAGAUCAUUUUCCAGCUGCAAGAAGACCUGAUGAAGAUUCUUAACGAACUCUACACGGUGAUGAAGACGUAUCACAUGUAUCACACUGAGACACUAAGUGCAGAGAAUAAGCUGAAGGAGGCAGAGAGGCAGGGCGAACGACAAGGCCGGGGCGGAGAGGCCGUCUUCAGUCUGCGCACCGAAGAUCGCCACCAACGGCGCAACGCUGCUCGCAAGAUUCAGAAGAUGAAAGAGAAGCGCCAAGCCAAGUACUCCGAGAACAAACUGAAGGUUAUGAAAGCUCGGAACGAGUAUCUGUUGACUCUGGAGGCCACGAACGCUUCUCUGUUUAAAUAUUACAUCCACGAUCUGUCGCAUUUGAUCGACUGUUGUGACCUCGGUUAUCAUGCGGGCCUGAGCCGGGCGUUGCGGACCUACUUGUCGGCUGAAUACAGCCUGGAAACCUCUCGCCACGAGGGCCUGGAUAUUUUGGAGGGGGCCGUGGAGGGGCUGGACCCCGGUAGUGACCGGCAACGCUUUAUGGAGACUCACCCCACAGCGUUCACCCCUCCUGCACGCUUCAACUUUCAGCCACACAUGGGAGACCAGGUGAGUCAAAUCACAGCACUGCCGCAGGUGCAAGCCGAACUCCUCCUCCGAUUCCAGCAGCUGCAGUCGCGCCUCUCUACACUGAAGAUCGAAAAUGAGGAGGUGAAAAAGACGUCGGAGGCCACUCUCAGCACUGUCCAGGACAUGGUGAACAUGGAGGACUACGACGUGUCCGAGAGCUUCCAGCACAGCCGCUCCACUGAGUCAGUCAAAUCCAGCGUAUCAGACACUUACCUCAGCAAACCCAGCCUGGCCAAGAGACGCGCCAACCAGCAGGAAACGGAGCUCUUCUAUUUCACAAAACUGAAGGAGUACCUGGAAGGCAGUAAUCUCAUCGCUAAACUACAAGCCAAACACGACAUGCUGAAGAGAAGCAUAGCUGAAGGAUACAGAGCAGACAUCAUGACAACCAGCCGUCGACGAAACUCCCACAGCAGGCACCAGGAUUCUGGGAAGGCCAUCCCUCUGAUUGUAGAAAGCUGUAUUCGCUUUAUUAAUCUAUACGGUCUGCAACACCAGGGUAUUUUCAGGGUUUCAGGGUCACAGGUGGAGGUCAAUGACAUCAAGAACUCUUUCGAAAGAGGCAACGAUCCCUUGACUGACGAGGAGAAUAACCAUGACAUUAACUCGGUAGCGGGCGUAUUGAAAAUGUACUUCCGCAACCUGGACAACCCGCUUUUCCCCAAGGAGAAGUUCAAUGAUCUCAUCGCCUGCGUCCGAACUGAGAAUCUGUACGAGCGUGCCCUCUCCAUCCGUAAGAUCUUGACCACAACACCGCGGCCAACACUAGUGCUCAUGAGAUACCUGUUUGCAUUCCUCAACCACUUGUCCCAGUAUAGUGACGAGAACAUGAUGGACCCUGGAAACCUGGCCAUAUGCUUCGGCCCGACUUUGAUGCCCACCCCGGACCUCCUGGACCAGGUUUCAUGUCAGGCGCACGUCAACGAGGUCAUCAAGACCAUCAUCAUUCACCAUGAAACAAUCUUCCCUGACACCAAAGAGCUGGAGGGACCUGUUUAUGAGAAGUGCAUGAGCAAUACGGAGUACUGUGAAAGUCCCUACAGUGAACCUGGAGCGUUUGAGGAGGGGGAGCAGGAUGGAGGGACGGAAACGCAGACGAGCGAGGAGGAGGGUGAGCCUGUGGAGGCGAUAGCCAAGUUUGACUAUGUGGGACGCUCUGGACGGGAACUCACCUUUAAAAAAGGCGCCACUCUGCUGCUGUUCCAGAGAGCGUCUGAGGACUGGUGGGAGGGACGGCACAACGGCAUCGACGGACUCAUACCACACCAAUACGUCACGCUGCAGGAGGAUGAGGCCAUGUCAGACACUCUGAGCCAGAAAGCAGACAGUGAGGUCAGCACCACACCUUCAGAUGAAGUGAGCUCCAGGCGAUCGCUGACGUCCCCUACUGAACCCAGAAUCCCUGAGACCUUCAUCAGCCGACACCGGAAGCGGACAGAAGCCCUCCUGCGCCGCGUCCCGGGUCGCCUAAGCGACGGUCACUGCCACGGCAAUGGGCUGGAACGUAGCUCGCCCCCCGUAACGGUAACCGUAACGGGGCAUUUCAGCCCGCGGGAGCUGUUACGUGGGAACAGCUGUGCCCUGGACAGUCCUGAGCACCACAGACGCACAGGACACAACGGCAACGUCACUGCCAGCAUCAGCAGACACGAGUCUCUGCGCAGGGAGAGAGAACGAGAGAGUCCUCCAAUACGCCAGUCACCCUCCGCGCUGCAUUGUGGGAUACCAAUUCAACGCUCCCAGACGCUGAACCCGCACACCAUGGCACAGGAUAUAGAGGAAACGAUGAGUCUGGCGUUGAACGAGCUGCGUGAGCUGGAAAGGCAGAACGGCAAAACCGCGGCUCCUGACCUGGUGCUGGACACCCUGGAGCAGGUGAAGAGCAGCCCGUCCUGCCCGUCCGGCUCCACCCCCUCCAGCUUGUCCAGCCCGUCAGAUUCCCCGAGCCCCCUCAGCCCCAUCAGCCCCCUUCCACCUCUCCCCCCGUUGCCCGGCCCUUCGUCCCGCCGCUCCAAUGACCCCGUUGCCACCUUCAAGCCCAUCGCCUCGCCCCGCAUGGGCGUGACGCUUCGCCCACCAGCCCUACGCCCCAAACCGCCCAUUCUCCCCAAAGCCAACCCUCCACCUUCCCAGCAGCCCCAAAAUCCGCCUCCGAGCUUCGGCGGCGACAAAUCCGGCACUAUGUAAGCCAAUGGGUCAAACCGAAGGAAACAGGGUUCAAGACUUGAUGAUUGCUUGAAGAACGUAAACAGGGUUAAUCUCUUAAUAAUGACAUGAUUGUAAGGCCGAUAGCUAGUUUACGUGCAGAACGGUCUGAUAGCGUUAGUCUACGAUAUUAUAUCCAUAAAUGUGUUGUCAGGGUGGUGUGUGUGUGUGUGUAUUCUCAAAGUGAAUAGGACUUUACCGUGUCUGUGUGUAGAUACAUUUACGAGGAACGCAUUCAGAGACAGCGGAGAGAGACUGCCUGUACAGGAAGUACUGUUGUUGUUUUUUUGGGAAAUGUCGUUCCAUUGAGUUGGUGCAAUGCAUUUUGAGUGCUUUGAUUUGUUAGGCCUUACCACAAGAGGGAUGCGUUCGCGCCGUCAAUAUAAGUUGCUGCUGCUUUCUUUGACGCUUCGAUUCGAGUUACAGGAGUACCGGUGCCUCUUGGGAAAACGGUUAUUUUCACUUGUUGGAAGUUGAUGGGGAAUGUAAUUUCGUUUUUUUUUUUUUUUUUUUUUUUUGAGCCACGCACCUAGCCUUUUCCGGCAACUGAAGAAAACAGAAUGUAUUCCAUGAAUGUUCCAUUUGUUUUCCACUCGGAAAAAUACCACACUAAGCCUUGAUCACCAGAUAAACCUCCCCCUGUACCGUGGAAACCAAACCCUGAAGCCUGAUUGGACGACGUGGGAGGGACGGAACUGGUAACAUUUCGAGGGCAAACGUGAACUAAGCUUUAAUGAAAUAUCCUGCUGAAACUGCAAAAGAGAUUUAAUUGCAUCUGGGGAGGAUUGUGGCAAAAAUGGCGGGAAAAUGGUGACUUCUUUCUCUAGGUCUUGCCCUCCCUCAGAUCGUCCGAGUACAAUUUCCACUGCUGCUCCUCUGACGGACCAUAAUGGUGUUCGAUCCUCGAUUUUCAACGUCUCCUGUGCUUCCAGUGUACGUGUGUUUGUAGGAUAUCGUCAACGGCAGACUCUUUGGAGCACGCUAACCAUUCAUGGCUCUCCUGUGUGUGUGUGUGCUGUAUGUGGGGGGUUUUGCAUGAUGAAUCGUGGUUAGAGUAGUGCAGAGUACUAGAUGAUGGAUAAUUCAUGCUUGUACAUGGCAACUUAAGUGUUUGUGUGUGUGUGUGUGUGUGUGUGUGUGUGUGUGUGAGUGAGUGAAAGAGUUAGAAAGAGUGCACUGCACUUGUAGACAAGAUAUUGUGGGUGGGUGUGUGUGUGUGUGAGAACAAGGGUGUUUAAUCUGGUGUGUAAAUAUGCAUGAAGGUGAGGUGAGUUGUUUUACGAAAUGAGCUGUUUAUACACUAACAAUGAUUGUUUUUCCACUUUUUUUGACUGCUGCUCUUACGUUUUUCUAUACCUGUUCUAUUUUUUUACCUACGAGGAUUCAUUUCUUACUGGUGCUCUUUCAUACGACCGCGUCCGCUUGUCGCCGUAUCCAACGCCCACCUUUUAUCCUUUUACAAGCGACGUGCAUAUCUAAGACCAUCGCCCCACCCUCCCACACACUCACACACAAACACACACACACUGUGUUCACAUGAAAGUGCCUUUCAGGAUGCAUGUUGAAUGCAGGAGCCUGGUCUGCCAAGGGUGUGUGCUCCCAUCGCUCUCUGAAGAGUCGUUCCCCAAGUUAAAUAAUAACAAUAAUAGAGCUCUUUCCAGAUAUUUAAUAACCUGAACAAAUAAUAAAUAUGUACAUUUAAUCCAUUGUGAUGUCGCACUUUCAUGUAUAGGACUGUAUUGGCAUGUAGCAUUAAAUCAUGUUCCAGUGCAUUUUAAAAUGUGUCGAAACUGAAUGUCUUUGAAAUAAAGGAAAGUUGAUAUGUCUCAAAAA